AUCUUUAGCUAAACACGCCUGCUGCGAUAGAAAGUUCCCACAAACAUCCGGAGCAGCCGAAGGUUGCCUUCCGGCAUUCAAGCUUGCAAACAGACUUCGUACCAAAAUGACUACCACACGGGAAGAUGUCCUGCUGCAGAUGGGAGAGGUCCGCUUCAAGAAGGGCGAUGGCACGCUCUACAUAAUGAAUGAGCGGAUCGCCUGGAUUGCGGAGCAUCGCGACACGGUGGCCGUUUCGCAUCGUUUUCAGGAUAUUAAAAUGCAAAAGAUUUCCCCCGAGGGCAAACCGAAGGUGCAGCUGCAGGUCGUACUGAAUGAUGGUAACAAUUCUACGUUCCAUUUCGUCAACCGUCUCGGUGCGCCAGCUCAGAUGGCCGACCGGGACAAGGUAAAGGAGCUGCUCCAGCAACUUCUGCCAAACUUUCGGCGUAAGAUCGACAAGGAGCUUGAGGAGAAGAACCGCAUCCUGACCGAGAACCCGUCGCUCCUGCAACUGUACCGUGACCUCGUCAUCACGCAGGUAAUGACGAGCGAAGAGUUUUGGGCCCGCCACGCCAAGGGACACAUGCAGAAGGAGCAAACGGUGAAGCAGGACAUUGGCGUUUCGGGUGCGUUCCUGGCCGACAUUAAACCACAAACCGACGGUUGCAACGGACUGCGCUACAAUCUGACGGCGGAUAUAAUCGAGUGUAUCUUCAAGACGUACCCGGCCGUCAAGCGAAAACACACCGAGCACGUCCCGGCCAAACUGACCGAGGCCGAGUUUUGGACAAAGUUUUUCCAGUCGCACUACUUCCACCGCGAUCGCAUCGUGGCCGGCACGAAGGACAUCUUUACCGAGUGUGGUAAGAUCGAUGAUCAGCAGCUGCGGUUGGCGGUGCAGGAGAAUCUCGGCGAUCCGCUGCUCGACAUACGCGGAUUCGAGGAUAACACGCUCGAGGAAGGGUUUUGCAGCUCGGCUACCGCCAGCCGGCAUUCGACGGUCAACAGUGGCAACAUCGUGCACCAGAGCAUGAUCAAGCGUUUCAAUCAGCAUUCGUUUUCGGUGCUGAAAACGUGCACCGAUGUGAAGACGCUCAACUGUGGUAUCGGAGCGAUCCUAUCAGCGACACCGACGCACGGCACGGCAGGUGAAAACGCGGCCAACGGUGGAGCAAUGGCAAACGGCGGAGGAAAGGAUCACAACAACGGCGGCGACACGGGUGGUAAUAACAACAACAAUAACGUGGUGAAUGGGUUCAGCAAAAAGGAUAAGUCGCACAAAAAUGGCAACAACAACCAUCAUCACGCCGGGACCGUGAACGGGAUUGACCAUAGGAAUGGCGGUGGUGGCGUUGCCAAUGGAACGUUCGUUGAACCGACGAUCAAAAAAGCUCGCAUUCAGGCCAAAAUUACGUACGAUGAUCUGGAGGGUGACGAAGAGGAAGAGCAGCGGAGACGGCGGGUGAAGCAGCUGAAUCUGACCAAAAUCGAACGCUACCUUCACGGGCCGGUUCCGGCAAGCGGCAAUUUCGGGGAGCACUCCGGGAUGCACGGCGGAGAAAGUUCUUCGGCAGCCGCCGGGGGUGUUCUGCAUGAUUUCGAAACGAUCGAUACGAUGAUAGUGGACGCAGCGAAUAACGCGUGGAGUGCCAGGACUCCUCACAAACUUCUUGUUAGUCCGGCUGCCGCCGUUAGCGCGCUGGGAGAUCUUAGUCCAGGCGGUGCCCUUAUGAGAGGAUUCCAGGAGCAGAGCCUUGCACAGUUGGUCCCUCCCGACAUCGAGAAGGAGGUGCGUAAUCUCUACCUAUCGCUGCUCGAGCUGCUAAAAGAGUUCUGGAAGUGCUUCCCGCCGACUACACCACAGCUCGAGGCGGAAGCGACGCGCAUGCACGACAUCCUGCAGCGCUUUGCGAUGGUCAAGCUGAAACCGUUCGAGGACCGUGCCAUGAGAGAGCUGUUGCCGUUCGGUUCCUCGUUGACGCAACACCUCAACCAGCUGCUUCAGUCGGCCAACCGUAAAUUUGGCACGUGGCAGGACCGGCAGCGACGAGCGCACAGGUAGCAGAGCUACUCUUAGCUGCCUCUCUGUGCCGAUAUUUUUCAUCACAUUUCCGACCCGCCUACACCACCACCGCCUCCUCCGCUCCAGUUAGCCAGAAGGUCUCUGACAUCUUCUUCAAACUCAUCACCACCGUCACCAUUCCCAUCAUCGUUCGGCUGCCGAUAGUAGGAAAUAAGUUGUUUACUUUUUUAUUUAGUCGCUGGUCGUGGAUUCCACAACUUAGCUUUCCUCCCUUCCAAUGAGCAGCUCUCGGAUCACGGAUCUCUCGAACCGUGCCUCCUCGAACCGUUCUAUACGUUUGUGGUGUGCUUUGUGGCUGGACACUUCUUUGUUUGGUAUUUCUGAGGUAACGAGGAUUGUUUUUGUAAUUGUCAACAGAAUCCAGGGAACGGGUUGAAUGGGGACACAGGUACCACUUUACGCAAAAGCACAGUUUUGUUCAGCAUUGUCAGAAAAUGUAGAGAAUAGUAAUAGAGAGAGACAGUAGUCAAUGGACGCUGCAGGGCAGAUAGAGGAACUUCAUUGCUGCAGUUUAAUGCUUUCAUUAAACUGCUCUACUUUCUCAAACAAAACAUACAUUCUCAUAACAUAAUUUAAUUACUAUUAUCCAUUCUCUUUUAUCACCCCGUUGUCAUCGCCAAUCAUGAUCGCUAGUUGCGCUUCGAGCUCCAUCGUACGCUAGAGACUACGCAAACUAUCUUUUUGGCACAACACUGCUUAGCAAUUCAGGAGCCCAAUUCUUCUCAGCCCCAUUGAGGAUCCACAUUGAGUCAGGACUGAAAAUACGUUAGGUGUAAAGCAGAGAUGGUUGUGGUGGUGGUCAAACUAAGAGGAAGAAAUAUGGUUCGUGUUCGAAACACACCGAGAAACAGUUGGGAUGAAAACCGAAAAAAAUGACUGAAUGAACUGCCUGUAGAAGAUUUAAAACACAAAUCAAAUUAUAAACUAAACUAACCACGCAAGUUCACCAAUAGCGCUCGUGCCCCUUUGCAAGCUUGGGCAGAGUGGGAUACAAUACACGUAAUCAUCCACAUUUGAAGCAAAUAACUUCAACCAACGGUUAGUGCCUCGGCUACCCUGAGGGAUGGUCCUAGGAAACUGGACGGUCCCCACCGGACCCAUGUCCACACUUGCAGAAGAAUUGAGGAAUUAUCAAGAGGCAGAACCAUAUCCGGGAAUUGACCGUGCCAGAUCAGGGCAGCAGAUACAGAUCCUACGUGUGAUAUAGUGUGGCGACGAAAAUUCCAUUCAGAGAGAGAGCGAUGCGAUUACAAUGCGCAGUAGGAACCGAACCGAAGGCAACCGGAUCCGAUGGCGGUUGUACCACAUACGAGGUGAUCAAUAAAGAACUAGUGCCGGAUUUUCUUCUUACGCGCACGCGCGCGCGAGGAGUUACAGA
Anopheles cruzii is the source of this 3443-nucleotide messenger RNA. It is a transcript of the gene Tfb1, whose product is annotated as general transcription factor IIH subunit 1. The coding region runs from base 107 to 2044 and encodes 645 amino acids. Lineage: Eukaryota; Metazoa; Arthropoda; Insecta; Diptera; Culicidae. The record is from RefSeq and is a predicted model, not a curated record. The transcript has 4 exons. Gene Ontology annotation, biological process: transcription by RNA polymerase I; transcription by RNA polymerase II; nucleotide-excision repair. Gene Ontology annotation, cellular component: transcription factor TFIIH holo complex; transcription factor TFIIH core complex.